Molecule: messenger RNA, 735 nt
Organism: Candida albicans SC5314
Lineage: Eukaryota; Fungi; Ascomycota; Pichiomycetes; Serinales; Debaryomycetaceae
Exons: 1
Coding region: 1-735 (244 amino acids)
Source: RefSeq, a predicted model, not a curated record
AUGAAUAAUAUAUUACAAACUACUACGGUUCGAGGAUUAACUACAUCAUUAACAUUGGGAUCAGUAGUUUUAGAACUGUUUAAUCUUGCUGAAGUUUUAGACUUGAAUUUCUCAAAUGCUUCAAUAACACCAUUAAAUCCUUCUUCAUCAAUAGUAUUUUUCGUUCGUCAAGAUCGCAAAGAUAAAAAUCGUACUGUUAAAGUUUUCAAUGGUAAUGGUGAUCAAGUUUAUUCAUUUGAAAGAUUAAGUACAUUUAAUCCCAUUUGGAGAAUGUUAAAUUACCCUCAACGUCAAGAGUUGGCAACUUUAAAAAUUGGAUUAAUUGAUCGAUCAAUAAAUUUCCAUAAUAAGUCUGAUUUUAACCAUCGACUGAUUUUUGCUGAUUGGGGGAUAAAUGGAAGGUAUAGAUCAUUUUAUCUUAAUGAUGGUUGUAAAUAUUCAUGGACAUCAUCAUCAACUAAAUGUUUGGAAAAAGUAAUUAAUCCUAAUGGUGGAUUGGAAGAGAAAAGAUUUCGAGUCGCUAAAGUUAAAUUAAUGAGACAAUUCAAAUUGGAUUUUGAAGUUUUAGUUGAUAAUAAAAAUAUUGAUCCGGAGAUUGCGUUGGCAACUGCUUUUAUUAGCAUGUUUACUCAAUGGGGGGUUGGAAGCUUUACUGAUACUGUUGGACCUACUUAUAUACCUGACAAAACUACAAAGAGAUUGGAAACUAUUAAUGAAGAAGAUUUGCAAAAAUGA